Marchantia polymorpha subsp. ruderalis is the source of this 3699-nucleotide messenger RNA. NCBI's taxonomy places the organism in Eukaryota, Viridiplantae, Streptophyta, Marchantiopsida, Marchantiales, Marchantiaceae. The record is from the annotation of a GenBank genome assembly.
CGAUCACAACAGGUGGGCUCAGUCAGCUGCGGCUCCAAACGGAAUGGGACGGCCAGUGACAUGACUUUCUGCUGAAGGGUUGAAGAAUUGCUAAGUCUGGUGUAGCCUGAGAGGCAUCGACGGUCGUAUCUUUCAUUCGGACUUUGCGGAUGCGCGCGCUGUUGAAAUGGCCCCAAUGACAGAUCAUUUCCAAGGCUAGAACAGUUCCUUCAAAAUAACACCCGCAGUUUUCACAGCAUAAUCUUCCGAUAGGGAUCUUGAAGCCGUGAGCUAUGAGGACUGCAGCGGGAGAUGGAGGGGGCUUUCUGAGAAUCAGCAUGAAUCUGUUUGGUGUAAAUUUAUGACUGCCGACCUCAACUCUUGAUACCCUACGAAGUCCUCCAGCUAUCAUGCGGGUUCUGGUGGUGGGGCACAUCUGAAGGGGCACAUGUCUCAUGCUCCGUGGCCCUCCUCUGUGACCUACGCAAUGGCUCUAGGUGGAGCAUACUUCUGCCCAGUUCGAUUGACUAGCUGCGCCUUGGGUCUGAAGAUAGCGGACUUCGAAAGACGCUGACCUCGGACACGAAAGGAACGCGUUCAUACAGAGCGGGAGGCACAGUGUAAAACAUGCCACCUGCAGACCCACUCACUGUGACGUGAUUGUCAGCUGGAUGGGUACACUUGUUGACGGCUCUGCUUCGACUGUUGGGUGUGGUCGCUGAUGGGAGGAUUCCAGGAUCAAUCGUCGAGGUAUCGCUUUCAAUUUCCUCAAUUCAAAUCUCGGACGCCAUCCUGACAACCUGGAGUGUGGAUUGGAAGCAUCAGGAAGAAGAAGCCUCAUCGACGACGCUUGAGUAGUAGUCCAGGUAUCAAUCGACGAGGAAUCGCUUCAGGAUUUACCAUUUGGAGUCUUCCGGGCGUCAUUUCAGAAUCUCUGGAGCGGGUGGAAGACCACUGAGAAGUGAGCCUGAGCAGUCGUCGUCGAGCACAUUUGUCGAACUUUCUGAGAGAUAGAGAACGAAAGAUGGUGUACUCAAUGGAGCAGCCAUUCCCUCUUGCGGCGUCCACAGUGGCUCCGGAUCCGACCGAUUUAUGGGCAGCACAGAUCCGGAAACCGCCAUACCCCACCAAUUCUGCCUGGUUGAAUUUCGUCCUGAACAAGGGCUCAUGCGCCGAGUAUCUCCACCCGUACAUGAUACAAUCCCUGGACGGCAGAGUGUCGGUCUGCUACCCCAGCAGAGGCGUCGACCCGGCCUUCAUCUUCCAGGCGUUCGUGCCGAAUUUGAGCGUUUCCUGCAAGGAAGAAGGAUCCACAUCCCACGUCGUGGCGCAUUACGACGAUUUGAGCGUGACGCUGGAAUUCGGAUCGAAGCUCAGCGUGCCGCUGGUGCGGGGCUGCCCGUACAUCACGUUCUUGUUCAAGGAUGGCACUCCCGUCUUCUCAACGAUCCAUGCGGUUCUGGAGCUGCGAUCCAAUGCCGAGGAAACGAGGCACAAGCUGGUGAUGAACAACGGGCAGACAUGGAUCGUCUACGCCUCGUCCACUCUGCCGCUGAACAAGGAUUUGAGCACGGGCGAUCACUCGUUCAAGGGCGUGGUGAGAAUCGCCUGCGUGCCGAGCGGCGACGGCAGCGAGGACGUCCUCGAUCGCUACAGCAUGUGCUACCCCGUGGGCGGCAUGGCGGAUUUGUCCGUGGCCUUCCAAAUGCGCUACUCGUGGAGGACGCUGGGCUGGGGCGAGCUGCUCAUGCUCAGCCUGCCGCACCAUCGCCAGAUCCUGCAGCGCCACAAAAUCACGCUGCCCGCAUUCGCGUACGCGAGCAUCGACGGGCCGCUGGAGGGCAUCGUGGGCGACCACUGGACUCUUCGCACCGAGCCUUUGUCCAUCGGGUGGUACUCGCAGCACGGCGUCAGCCCGCCCGAGGCCAAAGACGACAUCAUCCGCGCCGCGCUCAAGGAGGUCGACCAGCUGUGCCCCACGCAGUUGACGAUACCCUCAACGUACUUCAACGGUAAGGCGCUGGCGCGCGCCGCCCGACUGGGCCUCAUCGCCGAGGAGGUCUCGUGCCCGGCCAUCGUCGACCGAGUGCACGAAUUCCUCGUCCGCUCACUCACGCCGUGGUUCGACGGCACCUUCGCCGGCAAUGCGCUGCUCUACGACGGCAAGUGGGGCGGCGUCGUCAGCCGCGACGGCGCGCGCGACCCCGGGGCCGAUUUCGGCCUGGCCAUGUACAACGACCACCACUUCCACUUCGGCUACUUCUGCUACGCCGGCGCGGUGCUGGCCAAGCUCGACCCGAGCUGGGGCCAGACCUGGCGCUGCCACCUCUACGCGCUGGCGCGCGACUACAUGAACACGGACCCCGCCGACCACGACUUUACGCGCCUGCGCUGCUUCGACCCCUGGGUCAUGCACUCGUGGGCCGGCGGCCUGACGGAGUUCGCCGACGGGCGCAACCAGGAGAGCACCAGCGAGGCCGUGAACGCCUACUACGCGGCGGCGCUGGUGGGAUUGGCCUUCGGCGACCCACAUCUGAUCAAUGUCGGGCUCACGCUGACGGCGCUCGAGAAUCUGUCGAGCAGAACGCUAUGGCACGUGAAAUCCGAUAACAACAUCUACGAGCCGGCGUUCGUGAGCGCCAACAAAUUGGUGGGCGUUCUGUGGGCCAACAAGCGCGACACGAAUCUGUGGUUUGCGCCUCGGGACAAUCGCGAGAUGUGUCUGGGCAUUCAGGUGCUGCCCAUCUCGCCCAUCACCGAGAUCAUGUUCCCCGACAUCGAAUUCGUCAAGGAGCUCGUCGAGUGGGCCUUGCCCGCUCUCAGCCGCGACGGAGUGACCGACGCCUGGAGAGGGUUCGUGUACGCCCUCAUGGCUCUGUAUCAACCCACCAAGGCCCAUCGCUUGAUCCACGAACUCGUGGCUCAUGACGAUGGCAACUCCCUCACCAAUCUGCUCUGGUGGGUUCACACGAGGUCCGUGUGCUCAUGAGCUUUGCUCCACCGCGCUCGCUUCUUCUUCUUUCUGGAGGUUUUCUCUCCAUUCUUUCCUUCUCCGAUGGUCGGGCGCAAAGCAUACCCGUGCAGGUUACACGUACAUUGUGUCACAUAGAUUAUCCGCCUAGUGUAAUAUAGGAUGAUGAUAAUUGGCAGCUCGAGAGUGUAGAGUUUGUGCUAAUUUUGCUCCGAUAAAGGCUUUGCUGCUGUUUCUCUCUCAAGGCAUGGACGAGCUUGUUCGAUCCGUCGGAAUUCACUGUAAAGGUCAGGUCGGUGGGCGUGACAUUUUUUCAAAGCAAUAACAAUGUGAAGAGAAGAUCCCCGAGUGGUCGUCGUCAGAUCGCGUGACUCCCGGGCCAAUUUACGUCCUCGACUCCAGUUUCUCACACAAUGUGGAGUGUGGCCCCCCGCAUUUCAGCCGGUGCGCUCCCAUGCUGGACACAGACGCAUCACGCCACUCCCUCCAGUCCGCUGUACAAAUCGCUUUCUGAAAGCUGGAGAGUGUGCUCCGGAAUCGAGGAUCCACCUCGACUCCUCAAUACUUCCCUUUCAUUUGCAGAAAGGAGAAAAAUAGAGACUGAUUGGCGUACACCUCGUACCACGCAGCGUAAGAGAAUUGACGUAACCUGGCCCAAAUCAAUGAGAGGACACACGCUUGCUUAAGUGGUUGGAAUUAUACGAGAAGCCUUGUCAUCUCGAGGGACGAGGACAAGAGCGAGCCGAAAG